Annulohypoxylon truncatum is the source of this 2937-nucleotide messenger RNA. RefSeq names its product checkpoint kinase 2-like protein. The transcript is spliced from 6 exons. Gene Ontology annotation, molecular function: ATP binding; protein serine/threonine kinase activity; protein binding. The record is from RefSeq and is a predicted model, not a curated record. Lineage: Eukaryota; Fungi; Ascomycota; Sordariomycetes; Xylariales; Hypoxylaceae. Gene Ontology annotation, cellular component: nucleus. Gene Ontology annotation, biological process: mitotic DNA damage checkpoint signaling; protein phosphorylation. Bases 315 to 2369 code for a protein of 684 amino acids.
AAUCCCGUUGUCGAGUCGGAAGGACCUGCGACCCUUAUUAGACUAUGUAUAUCCAUAUCUGCGAGCUGGGGGCUCUUCCGCAAUAAGCUUUUCGACCUUUGCCAAACUACCAUAACAAUUUUCCACUCAAUUCAACCACGCUUACUUACUCCCUCGACGACCAUUUGAACCGCGUCCCGCAUUUCGCUGCAAUAGGCUAUCGCGUCAGACAUAAUAACUCGUCUUGUUCCCCUUGUUCCUCUUUUCUCCCCUUUGCUAGCUUGCCACGAAGGGAAACAAGGAAUCCCAGCGCCCCUUGCUCAAGGCAGCCAACCAUGGCUCCACGCGAGAAGAGUCAGCUCAAGAGAGGACGGGAAUCUCCUCCCUCUAAGAAUGAUAAUGACACUGCGAAGAAACCUCGUAGAUCCGGCCGCCUGUCGCAAAAAGCUGAGAACGUCGAUCAACAAAAAACACCGGUCAUCACCAACAAGCAAAAUCUACCCUCCCCAGUCACAUAUCAAACCGAAAGCGACGGGAUAUAUAAAGAAGCAACAGCCGAACCCCCAGACGGACGCCCCAGUCAAGUGACUCAUCGCAGUCCCGAAGAGACCUUCUCUCAAGUACAGGCCUUCUCGUCUCCGCUACAAGAUACCCAGGCGUUUCCAACAUCCCAAUACGUUGACGGGAACGCCGCUUUGUCCGACGAGGUCGAGGAUGAAGAGAAGGAGGGAGUAUGGGGCUACCUGUUCCCGCUUAAUACCAUGUAUGGAGGGAGGUGUGUAGUCUUGAGAAAACGAUCUACUUGUCCGAAGUCAGACGAGCUCUCAGGCGCGUCAUCCAAGAAGCAACCAGGUGGUGCCCCCCUGAAACAGGAAGAGAGCUUUGAGAAGUCCAAGGCGAAGGACGCCCCGUCAGGCGGAUAUCUGAUUGGACGACACCCCGAGUGCGACGUUAUCGUGGACGACCCAAUGGUCUCUAACCGUCACUGCUUAAUAUUCACCGAGAACAAUAGUGAUGACACGAUCGCCAUCAUUGAAGACCUGUCCAGUAAUGGAACUUUCGUGAACGAGGCCAUCGUUGGGAGAAACCAACGCCGCGAAUUGCAAGAACAAGACGAGAUUGCGGUUAUGGACAAGGCUCGUUUCAUCUUCCGCUAUCCGCGAAGCCGAUCUUCCAGCGCCUUCCUACAACAAUACACUCUACUCGAUCGCUUGGGCAAAGGUCACUUUGCUGAAGUGUACUUGUGCGUAGAGAAGUCUACCGGUCAGCGUUAUGCUGUCAAGAUUUUCACGAAGAACCCUGGCAUGGAUGAGAAGUCUAAGACGGAUGGGCUGCAACAGGAGAUUGCGGUGUUGAUGGGAGUUAGCCACCCUAAUGUGCUGUGUCUGAAGGACACUUUCAAUGAGAAGAACGCGGUGUAUUUGGUUUUGGAACUUGCCCCAGAAGGCGAAUUGUUCAACUACAUUGUGAUGAAGCAGAAAUUGACUGAGGCGGAAACGAGGAAGCUGUUCAUCCAGUUAUUCCAGGGUAUCAAGUACUUGCACGACCGAAAUAUCGUUCACCGAGACGUCAAACCUGAAAAUAUCUUGCUAACCGACAAGGAUCUCCACGUCAAGCUUGCCGACUUUGGACUUGCUAAAAUCAUCGGAGAGGAGUCAUUCACGACUACUCUAUGCGGUACCCCAAGCUAUGUCGCCCCGGAAAUAUUGGCGGAAGUGAAACACAGGAAAUAUACCAAGGCAGUCGAUAUCUGGUCACUCGGAGUAGUGCUAUAUAUAUGUUUAUGCGGGUUUCCACCCUUCUCGGACGAACUAUACAGUCGUGAUUUCCCUUAUACGCUUUCGCAGCAGAUCAAGGGCGCUCGAUUUGACUAUCCUUCCCCAUACUGGGAUUCAGUAGGAGACCCGGCAUUGGACCUCAUUGAUCAUAUGUUGGUUCCCGAGCCGGAGAAACGCUUCACAAUUGAUCAAUGUCUUACACAUCCGUGGAUAACCGAGAAGACACUAGGCGUCAAUGACAGUACGGAUGGCCUAGUGGCAGGUAUUGGAGGUCUCGAGGUGCAACGAAGAGGUGCGGUCCGUGAGCGAACACUGCUUAGCUCCAUCAACUCGGUGCAAGUCGCAAACAAAAUCCCCGCCACCCCGGAUUCAAAGAAGAGCCCGAUAAAGGUGUUCAACAAGAACCCGGCAGCAGAUAAGAAUAAGGCAACACAAGCAGAACCUCGGCCUGCGGACCAAAGGGGUACGAAAGAGUUUAUGGAAAUGGGUGGCAAAGGCGACCAGGAGCUGUUCGGGAAUGACGAUGCAAGCUUCUACUCCAAGCCCGAGGCGGCAGCAGCAAAGGGGAACAAGGCAAAAGGUAAGGGUAAAGUGAAGGCCGGUGGAAGAUGAUUGGGCAUGAAGCAGCAUGAGAUGAAAUGAGAUGGUGGGAAAAUAUCAUUGUUCGACGAGUCUAGAAGAUCUAUCAGUUGUUCAUUCCGCGGGGGGCGGCAUAUGGCGGGUGCAUGAGCUUAUGAGCUCUUAUACUUGUCAGUUCUUACAAGUGUUGUCGGUCUUUAGGGGAGGUUUAUUUUCUUCAUUCAGCCUACUACGAUGGGUUGAUUUAUAUUUGCGGGUGUGCAUCAAGCAGGCGUCUCCAAAGUCGAGGUUUAUUCGGAAUUAAAAAAGAGGGGAGGGGUUUUCUCAGAAUUCGCAUCACAUCGUACCAUGAGUACACUUUAAAUGCUAUUCAAUUAAAUGAAGGGUAAGGGUCAUUUCACGUCGACGUCCGCGAAGAAUUCACUAGCUCAGCCUAGAACGCCUGUCGUCACUAGGCUGUCUUCUCCCGCCCCUAUGUCGACAUCAUAGAUAAUCUAUUUCAAGCACUCGAGUCAUCUUACUAAGUAAACGCAUCAGAGAUACGAUAUUUCCAUAUAAUAUACGCCCAUUAGCUCAGAUAGUUUCUUACUUUGACUAGACU